Molecule: messenger RNA, 3613 nt
Organism: Alligator sinensis (Chinese alligator)
Lineage: Eukaryota; Metazoa; Chordata; Crocodylia; Alligatoridae
Gene: SPATA6
Product: spermatogenesis associated 6
Exons: 13
Coding region: 704-2224 (506 amino acids)
Biological process (GO): spermatogenesis; motile cilium assembly
Molecular function (GO): myosin light chain binding
Source: RefSeq, a predicted model, not a curated record
AUAAUUUUCCAGGUGACGAUUGUGAAUGAACAGAGAUAUUAUGGAGGAAUCCUAGGAUCCCGCUCGCGAAGGCCAACGAUAGCAGUCAGGUUUAUUUUUGCUGCUCCCACACCUUUAACAUUUAGCUCUUUUCAGAUGCUGUGCCUGGUGGCAAAGUGUCCGUGGAGCCGUUACGUGACUGCGACCCUUUUGAGCUAUCUAGGACGUAUGUAGGUUAUAUUGGACAAACGGGGCCAAAAUGUUCCUUGCGCAAAUCCUCGUAAGAUGAGAAGAUGCAGUUAUAGGACAGCUUGACCUUGUGAAACUAGGCUGGUCUUCCCAAUUAUUUGUAAAGCCAAAGUUUGCAUGUUUGCUCCGAAGCCACCCUAUGAGCGUGCACCUGGUAUGAUUUGAAGGACAGGAAAAGAACUGGCAGGUCUGUCGGCGUCCCUUUUCUGUCCAAGGACGGCCACCUGGCCACCUAGUACGUCUGACAAAUGUGGAUCCCCUCCUCCCCCCCCUCCCAGUCCUCCUCGGCCGCUGGGAAGUAUGCUCUAUCCCCGUCCCUAUGCCAGGUUUUCUUGGCUGCCGCGGCAAGAGGAGGGUCUCGUGCACUCGACUGAUCUCGAAUUGCUAAAAACGUGGGGCGUUUGCUACUCUACCCACUGUUCGGAUUGCAAUGCAAAGGAAUUAUUUUGUUUUCUUCCUUGGUUUUCAGCUCUGAAUGCGCCUUCUAAGAACGCGGGACUUGCGUCGUUGCGUCCCAUCCCCUGCUAACGGAGGCAGCCAGGUCAUUUGUCAGUGGCCAAAUGUGGUGCAGGAAGGAAUUUCCUCCCUCGGUCAGAUAACUUGCCCUGGAGUGUUGCUGAAAGACAAAGAAGCACUCUAUCUCAGUGUCUGUGUAUUUGGGCAGUACAAAAAGACUCGAUGUGUCCCUGCAGCAUUUCCACUCUUCUUUGAAGAGAUACUAGAAUUCGAAAAGGUAUUUACUAACGUUGUUGAUCCUGGAGACCUUGUUGAGCUACUUGAAUUUGACACUGCAGUACUUGAACUAAUACAACUUGUUCCUCCAGUUGGAGAAAUUCUAGCAACUUAUGAAGAAAAUACAAGAGAUUUCCUGUUUCCUGACCCUAAGGUUACUCGUGGAAACCAUGGUUCAGAUCGUGAGAUUUUAAUGAAGAGGUCCUUUAGCUUUACAGGAAUUGCACCAAAAUUGAGAUUUUCUACAAGCUCCCUUAUUACAGAAAGUGUGUUAAGUUCAGGAAGGAUUCACACACAGGAUCAUUUGGAUCGGGUGCAUCAUUCAACACCAAAUGGAAAAUUGCAAACAAGGUUACCAAAGAAAAACACCCUUUCACCUGAGAGAGGCAGGCAUAGCCCAGUAACAAAGAACUACGAGCAACCCACAAUAGCUUCUAAAUCACGAUCUCCAUCUCCAUACACAAAAAGACGAAUGUGUGAGCUAUCAGAAGAAGCCAGACAACGCCUGGCCCAUUUAAACCUCGGGCCUUUUGAAUUCAGAAGAGAAACUGAUAAACCACCAUUUGUAGUUAGACGUGUUGAACAUCCGAGUCCCUCUGGCGAUCUUCCUACCUGGUGUACCCCCAGAGAGAGUGCAAGAGAAGCCUGGUCCCGAGUAACCUGUGAUCCUUCUCUUCUUGGCAGCUACAGACCUAAGAAAACUAAAGUAAGGUCUUCUCAUGGGAAAGACCUUGAUGGCUUUUCUGACAGCUGUGAUGAGCACCUGACAUCGGGUACAGCUAGGCAGUUUCGUUUUUCUAGUUCCUUAAUACGUUCCGCACCCUCCUCAUUGCAGAAACAUUCCUUAAGUUCUGUGCUAAACCGGUCUUCUCUUACGGAAAGAUUUAACUCUGAUUGGUCUACACCUGCAAAUGGAGAAGAGAUCCAUAAAAGAGUGAAAAAUAUUUUAAGAACACACAGUGCUAGGCAAAAGCUGACUUUUGAUGAGAGUAACUCAUCAAAAGAAGGCUCGAAUAAGACAAAAGGAAGCUCAUUUAGGGACUCAUGUAAAGAUUCCUCAUUGGGCAGCAAUCUCCAGAGCAGUUCAUCCGUGCAGCAGAACACCACCGUUCACUUAGAUGAUGGUGAAUAUUGGUCCAGUCGAGCAGCUGACUAUAAAGGAAAACCUCACAGAGCUAUCUUUGAAGACAGCCUGGAGAAAAUAUACAGAAACAUGUACAAAAAAGCUUCCAGCACUAUUUUGGAAAGAAAAUUACACUCCUGAUAGCAAUCCUACUGGAAGUGCAUAGUACAGAAGAUUAAUAUUUUUAAUGAAAAUUAUUUUUUGCAUAACAAAUAUUUGUAUUCCCAUUUUUUAAUGUGUAAUGUUCACUGGGAAGACCUGUUAUGGGCUAGUGGGGCCUUUGAACAGGAACCCCUAAAGGAAAAGCAUUGAGAUUGAAAACAGAUUUCCAAGCUAUUGAACACUUGAAUGCGGUGCAUUAUCCCCUUAGAAAGCCAGUGUGGUGCUUUUUCACCACCACUUCUCUUUUCUGACUGCUCAAAUUGGAAGCCAGUACUAAGUCUUUAGAUCAGGAGUGGCCAGCCUGUGGCACAAGUGCCACAAGGGGCAUGGCUAGCCCCUGUGUGCAGCACACAGCAGCAGAGAGGGGAUAGGCAACACAGCAGCAGAUGGAGAAGGAAGCAGAAGGCAGAGCAGGAGAUCAGGCAGAGAGCACAGGGCAGAAGAAAGAGCAGGGGAUUGGGCAGAGUGUACAGAGUAGAAAGCAGAGCAGGAGAUCAGGCAGAGGAAGGGUACCCGAGUGGCACUUGGAGAGGGUGUGGGGCUUAUUUGUGGCGCUCCUGUCAAAAAAAGUUGGCCCCACUGGUCUAGAUCGUCAUCAAGGCAGGCUUUCAGUGAGCCCAGCUUUACUUAAAUUAUUAAAACUGAUACAAAAUCUGUUUCCAAGUUUGGUAAUGGGUGAUGGCAGGAGGAGGGAGAAAGAACAAGUCAGAAUAUACCCUUGUCUGUUCAAGAGCUGCAUCUAGAAGGUAAAUGCCUGGUCAUACAUGGUGUGGAAAUGGAGAAAGAUUUCCUGCCCCCACCCCAAAGCAAAUGCUUCCUAACAUUUCUAAGCAUGAAGUUACUAUUAAUGUCAGACUCCUUUAAAAACAAAAAUGAAACAAAACCACUCUCUUUGGAGUGGAAGGAUGUCCCUUCUUCCCACAGCCCAGUUCACUGCCUUGAACAGGGUCCAGAUUCUUUGUUGAAAGCAGCAGUCGCUUUUGCUGACAUGCUUAAGAGGUGGGGAGGGGGUCGCAGAUGCCCAGAGCUAGGCAAUGAGCUCGUAUGCCCAGUGCAAACAUUUUGAAGUCCCUGCAUCGCAAUCCCACCACAUUUGGAGUCUGUCCUUACAAGCCUGCUGGGGCUCUAUUGGCAGGAACAUCUUUUUUGUUAAAGGCCACCAAAUGUUCUUCAGCAGUUCGAUGCUUUCCCCGGAGAGGUAACCUUCUCAGCCUCCAAUUGAACAGAUCUCACAUCAACAGGCCAGGGCAAAUUGCCCGUCUGUUGAAAAAGCUGAAUGACUGAAAAGGGCAAGAGUGUCCUUCUCCCGCUUUGUUUAAAAUAGAGGAGGGAAACAAAUGUGCGUCCUGGCUCGUUCACUGAAUAAGU